AUUUCAUCCAAAUCUUUAAUCGCCUUGUUAUCAAUCACAUUUGACUUGAUUUGUUACCAAAACUUUACCAAAAAGAGCCUCGGUUCAUCUUUCCGCGGAGUUGGGACUUUAUGCGUUUGGAUUUCUGGAAAAGAAGUCUCUAAAUUAUUUAUAGUCAUCCAACUCGUUUCACACGAAUUUCUGUCUUCAGGUGUCUUCAGGCGGUUUACGCCGUCUCGACCUGCCUUUAAAAAUGUCUGGGAAUUUUGAAAUUCCAGGCCUAUCCAUCUCGAAGGCAAUAGAUGAGCCCCAAUCCCAACGAAGUGCUCCUAAUGAGGCCCAGCCCGUGACUUCUCAGCCUACUACUUCUCAGCCUAGUACUGAGAUGGACAUUGAUGCUCCUGCUCCUAAAGAGAAUGCGUCAUUACCUGAACCUGAGAGCAGCGAGACAAAAGUUGAGGAACCUGAGAGCUCUGAUGUUGCUAUCAAAGAUGCACCACCCAGCCCUCCCUCCUUAACUUCAGCGCUGGAAGCUCUUCUUGGUGGUUUAGAUGCCCCGGUACCACAAGAGUCGAAUGCGCUAUCUGCUGAACCUAAUGGCACUGAGCAGGAUGGGCAGGCUCAAGAGCAAGAUGAGCAAGGUGAACAAGGUGACCCGGAAUGGGAAGAGGACUCAUCUCCAUACGAAUCUUCAUCCGAUUCAAGUAGUUCAGAUGAUUCGGACGACGAGUCAGAAGAUGGGAAAAAUUACGAACUUCUCGGCCCCGAGGAGACCGCCCGCAUUCUUAUGGAGAUGGAGGGUGGAUCAGACGACGAAGGCGAGGGGAAGGCGAAGGGAAACGGCUCUGGUGCACAGGUUCGCACAAAGAAUGAAUUGCCUGAAGAAGUAGUUCCUAAGCCAGAUGUCGUUAUAACGCCCGAAAUGGAUAUCACCGAACUUGGCGUAGUUGAGCACGUUGUCGAGAACACGGUUGUAAUCAAGGCGAUUACUACAGGAGAGUACCAAGUACUUGACAGCGGCUCAGUCCUCUGUACGGAAGAUCGUACUGUUAUCGCAGCCAUUGCCGAUUUAAUCGGCAACGUGAGACAGCCAUGCUAUACCGCGAGGUUUACAAACGAAGAAGAAAUCAAAUCAUACGGCUUAGAAAAAGGGACCAAGGUUUUCUACCCGCCUUCACAUGCGAUAUACGUCUUCACACAACCACUUCGCGAGCAGAAAGGCACAGAUGCGAGCAAUUGGCAUGAUGAAGAGGCUGGUGAUGAUGAAAUUGAGUUUUCGGACGACGAAAAAGAAGCCGAACAUAAGAGGCAGCUAAAGGCUAAGAAAAGGGGGGGCCGCGGUGGCAAGGGCGGUGCAGGGGGGCGGGGAGGUAACGUGGAAGCCUUAUCCCUUCCUCCGAUGACUGGUCUAAAGUAUGAUGAUGACGAUGAGGACGGGCCUUAUCGAAAACUUGCAAGGCCGACGAGCUUUGCACAGGGCCAAUCUACCCCUUCAGAAGCUGGAUAUUCAAACCAUCAUGCCAACAAUAACAGCUCAUUCAGAGGAGGCCGAGGCCGAGGCCAGCGUGGGUACGGAUAUGGUCGUGGUGGGCGGGGCAACCGUGGUGAUUCACGAGGAGGUCAUUCUUUGCCACCUAGGCCACCACGAGGACAAGAUUAUCAACCUCAGACUCAGCAAUAUAACUAUCCACCAGCUCCUCCCCCAGUCGCCAACACAACAUACCCCCCGCAAACGCUGCCAUUCUAUGGCACGCCUAAUGGCCAUCAACAGGCCAAUGCACAGUUCGCAUUCCCUUGGCCACAGAACGUUCCACAAGGCUUCAUUCCGCCUCCACCACCGCAGUUUACUGGGCAGCAACCUGGCGCGUAUUAUAGCCCGGAGUUCUUCGCUGCCUUACAAAGUCAGAUGCAGGGACAAUCCAAUCAGCAAAACGGCCAGUGGCCCGGACACGGCGGUGCUGGGUAGAAUCCUAACGCCAUGAAUGGACAUAUGGGCUCGAAUAUUCCCGGUGUCUAUUCGUCUCGCGAAUUGAAUGCUAAUGCUAAUGGUUCCGUUGCCGCAGAUGUCAGUAGACUUCGACAGUCUGUUGUUGGCCAGAUCCAUGCUAAUAACUCUGUAGACACAUCCUGCCCAACGAAGUUCUAGGCAAUGGCCUAGCCAAAAGAAUAUGGCAAAAGAGAAAAAUACUGGAGCAGGUGUGCAAAAGCCCCGGAGCAAGACUCGAUGGAAAGGCCGCAGGGGUCAAAAUGGCAAGAAGAGAAAUGCUUAGAAGGCCCUAG
Messenger RNA from Daldinia caldariorum, 2259 nucleotides. Its product is annotated as NAF1-domain-containing protein. Gene Ontology annotation, cellular component: sno(s)RNA-containing ribonucleoprotein complex. NCBI's taxonomy places the organism in Eukaryota, Fungi, Ascomycota, Sordariomycetes, Xylariales, Hypoxylaceae. Gene Ontology annotation, molecular function: RNA binding. The coding region runs from base 233 to 1945 and encodes 570 amino acids. The record is from RefSeq and is a predicted model, not a curated record. Gene Ontology annotation, biological process: box H/ACA snoRNP assembly; ribosome biogenesis; pseudouridine synthesis. The transcript is spliced from 2 exons.